Molecule: messenger RNA, 3927 nt
Organism: Sphaeramia orbicularis (orbiculate cardinalfish)
Lineage: Eukaryota; Metazoa; Chordata; Actinopteri; Kurtiformes; Apogonidae
Product: N-acetyllactosaminide beta-1,3-N-acetylglucosaminyltransferase 2
Exons: 2
Coding region: 246-1652 (468 amino acids)
Biological process (GO): protein O-linked glycosylation; poly-N-acetyllactosamine biosynthetic process
Cellular component (GO): Golgi membrane
Molecular function (GO): hexosyltransferase activity; UDP-glycosyltransferase activity
Source: RefSeq, a predicted model, not a curated record
GUGUUCAGUGAAGGUUAUUUGACCUUUUUUUCUGACAUUGUUGAGUCAGUCUUGACUGAAACCUCACAAGACAACAGCUCAAAAGAGAUUGGCGCUGCUGAAAGGGGAAACAUUUUGACUUUCAGCACUGGUGUUGCCAAAGAGGAAUGUUCUAAUGAUGGAGGUCUUGCAUAACUAGCAUGGACCACAAGUUUUUCUUGCUUAAACAAAGUCUUCAGUGAAUAAAAGAACUUGAAACCAGCUGAAUGGCGCGGUGCUUCUGUCGCUGGCGUAGUGUUGUCAUCUGUAUUUGCACCCCAUGCAUCUGUAUGUUCCUAUUCUUCAUGUAUGUUGGAAUACUUGUGACAAUGAAGAUGCAACCCGACACUUCAGGAACUCCAAGUGUUAUUGUGUCCAAGCCACUACCUCGUCACUUUGUGGCCUCAGGACUUACCCGCAGUAACAGUUCAGCACCAUUGCCUGUAACCUUCUGGGAUAUUGACAAGAAACAGGAUGCACUUUGGAACCUGCUUCAGUUCAAAGUUGAUUCCCAUUUCAACCCCAUUCUGAAUCCCUACAUCACCAAGCAGAGACAUGCUAGUGACAUCUCUGAGUCUGUGCUCAUGCAAAGUUUCUUAGAGGUUAGUGACCCAGAGAAUGUGAUGCACAACGUUAGCAAAUUACCACAGCAGUUGCAAGACUUUGUGAGGUACAUGAACAAGAGGGAAUACCCAGUGAUCAUUGAACCCAAUGGAGUGUGUGGCGCGGGGGCAAAGCAUGAGAAGGAGCCCCCUCUGUUACUCAUGGCUAUCAAGUCAACAGAGCUGAACUUUAAGAACCGACAGGCCAUUCGGCAGACGUGGGGCCAGGCAGGAUGGGUGGCAGGGCAGAACAGGGUCAGGGAUGAUGGAGGUGAAGGAAAACGUGGAGCGUACGUCCGGAGGGUGUUUCUGCUCGCCAAAGAAAGCAUUGAUGAGCUCGGCGUGGACGUAUCUCAGUUACUACUUUUGGAGAGUCAGCGUUAUGGAGACAUUCUGCAGUGGGACUUCAAGGAAACAUUCUUCAACCUCACACUGAAGGAUGUGCUCUUCUGGGACUGGUUCAACCACCACUGCAAACAAAUUCAGUUCAUCUUCAAGGGGGACGACGACGUCUUUGUCAACUCACCUGUAAUGAUAAACUACCUCCUGGACCAGCUGAGGAAGCCACAAAAACAUGCGGCAAUAAUGGACUUCAUGGUCGGGGAGGUCAUAGGAGCAGCCAAACCCAACAAUAUCAACACGUCUAAGUACUUUAUCCCAAAAACAUUCUACAAAGGCCUCUAUCCUAUAUACGCAGGUGGUGGUGGGGUGGUGUACUCAGGUAUUCUGGCCAGACGCCUACAUAAUAUUUCUAAAAGGGUUCACCUGUUCCCAAUUGAUGAUGUGUAUGUGGGGAUGUGCAUGAUUCGACUCAACGCCGCCCCCAUCCAUCACCCAGCAUUCCUAACCUUUGACUUCCCAAAAAAGGAAGAGAAGGAACAAUGCGCUUACCACAAAAUCUUAUUGGUCCACAAGCGAAGCCCUGCUGAACUGGUCCAUCUGUGGACAGAGAGGAAAAGGACUGAAGCACAGUGUUGGAACGUCACCCUACGAGUGGAUAAAAAACAAAAAACAAAGACACUGAUAAAAUAACAAAAAAACUAGAAAUCAGCUGUAGUUUACACCACAGAUCAAAGCCGUAUUACCAUUACGGCAUUUAAGCCUUUGAGCCUUUACCAUAAAUGACACUAUAUAGUUCACUUUGUAUUUAUUACCUUCAUUUGUGUAUUUUAUGUAGUCAGGUUAUAUUUAGUGAUACACCAAUUGAUGUGAAAACAACGUACAGCUCCAUUAGCGUACAGGAGCAGGACCACAGUAUUUUUUAUAUGUAGUUUAAUUAAAAUUGAGAUAUUUUUAGAUGUAUAUAGGGCUGAAGUCCUACCCCUUCUGCUGUGUCUCUUGGACCUGAAGUCAGAAAAAAUAUGAACAGUAGUGGAUGGGAGAGACAAUACAACUACUACUACUACUACUACUACUACUAAUAAUAAUAAUAAUGAUAAUGAGAAGAAGAAGAAGAAGAAGAAGAAGAAGAAGAAGAAGAAGAAGAAGAAGAAGAAGAAGAAGAAGAAGGUUUAAAAUUUAUUUGACUGGGCAUUAUUACACUAAUAUAAAAAAAAGUGUGCAACUAAUGCAAUGUAUAUAGCACUGUGGCUAAUGUAGCUAAUUUGAGAUCCUAAAAAUUGUCUCUCUUGUCAAUGUUGUCAUUGACUGCAAUAGAAUAUUAUAUAUAUUUUUUUAUUUUUUUAUUUUAUUUUGUCUGAAAUAAGGUCCCAUUGGGCAGAACCAUGGCUCACUACACACCACAGCUCCUCAUUAGAAGGUCUAUCCAAUUGAUUGGUUGACCCCCAUUACUUUUCAAACACAAUAUUUAAUGGACGGGUUAUUAUCAUAAAAUUUGGACAAAGGUUCAUGUGGGCUCAACAAUGAAUUCAACGCAUUUUUUGAUCAAUCAAUCACGCAAUCAAAUUUGAUUUAUUGUCAAAUCAAGACAUAUGGCACUUUACAUUUAGAGGUGGUGUUUUUGGGCCCAAAUGUUAUUGUGACUUCACAAAACAUAUUUUUUUAACACAAUAACUAAUAAUUUCCAGACAUCCAUGAACAGAUUAUAAUGUAAUGAUGUUUUGUGGUUCUCAUUUAUAUAUGACCUUAAAUUUAAUCUAGUCCACCUUUUAACAUAUUCUUGUCUCUAUCCAAUGAUGCCCAUACAUGAUGUCCACUGUAGUGUAUCCUGUAGUUCAGCAGACUUUACAAUUGUAACUGAAAUGAAGGGAAAAUGAUGACCAAAACUAAGACCACUACAGUACGGAACAGAGAAUGGUCAACAGUUAUGUAGAAAUGUAGAAGUUCUUUAAAGAAGUACACAAAAAUGUACAUUUCUGUUUUUGUGUUCACAAUGUAUGUAGAACCUGUAUUAGAUAUGCACAUUUUCAUUGAGUUUAAGUAAGUAGUGGUUGAACACUGUUAUAAAGUGAAUAUAAUACGAUGAGUUGACUGUUAAAUGUGAAAAAUCCGCCUUUCACUCCUUGUAGACUCACUUUGUGUAACUGGACUGAGAACCUGUUGUUGUACAAGUAUCAGUUCAGUUGUAAAUUCAGUCUUGUACAGAAUGUGAAAUUUCUUCCUGUGAAUAAGCCAUUUAUAUACUCUGUGCCACUUCCUCAUAGUCUGAGUCUUUCAACAUUUCCUUCUUUGCUCAUGCAACUCUUACAGAAUCCAGACACGCAACACAAACAGUCCGAGAGCCUUCGUCAGUCUGACUUGAUGCAGAUUCGACAUGGCAGAACCAAACACCAAAAAAUAUUCAGUGAUGCAUCAGAAAACCCAUGACAAAUCUAGGGUUCAAGGUGUGGUUUCCAUUAAAACAUAAGAAGAACAACCUGAAUUGACUUCGAGAAGUGGCUCAGAGUUCUUGAUUCAUCCUGUAGGAACGCUGACACCAUUGUUUUUUUUCCUCUGUAAUUCCAUGACUAAACUGAGCUGUUAAUAUUGACGAAUUGACUGUAUUUAAUUGUAUUUUAACAACAAUCUUAAUCUUAAAUUGGAUCUAAAUAUUAAAAUACAUUGACACUAUGUGCAAUCACUGCCCUUAGUCUUUUUAAUGGCUGGUGUUACUGUUAAAAUGAUGAGCUGCAUAUGCUGAGUCCAGUUGAAUCAGUGAGUUCUUACAUGAAAAACCAAGUACUGAAAACUGAACACCAUGGACCAGAUGGAACCAAACGGAACAAAAGCACACUCGUAUAUUAUUAACUUAUACUGAUAUUAUUAGCUCAAUGUCAUUAAUCAUUCAGCUAAUGAUAUUUACCAUCGAAUUUUUAUUAUGACGAAGGAAAUUUUUGUAUGUAUAAACUUUUGAUAAUAAAAGACUGAA